Hermetia illucens (black soldier fly) is the source of this 2824-nucleotide messenger RNA. RefSeq lists its product as uncharacterized. Lineage: Eukaryota; Metazoa; Arthropoda; Insecta; Diptera; Stratiomyidae. The record is from RefSeq and is a predicted model, not a curated record. Gene Ontology annotation, biological process: small GTPase-mediated signal transduction. The coding region runs from base 900 to 2315 and encodes 471 amino acids. Gene Ontology annotation, molecular function: GTPase activity; GTP binding. The transcript is spliced from 7 exons.
CAUCUGAACUAAUCGGGGGCGAUUUUCCCAGUAGAAAACUAUUUCGAUAGCGAAGAAUUGCUUUCUUGUAUGUUGCAGCGGUGCCCGUGUUUGCACUAUCGAUUUCCAUUCACUCGACUCUGGGAUGGUAACGCUGCACUAUCUCACCUGGCCAGGUGAGUGUAAAAGCAAUCAGCAGGUCGACAAAGGUAACUGGAUUUGAGUCUCACCGGGCGAUCGUGAGACAUUCAGUCGCUUCGUCAGUUGGGUACCUGGUCGGUUGUUGGGUCGCAGCUGUUCGCCACCGUCUACCUUUCGCGUCGCGGUUUUCGUCAGCCGAUCGCGGGUAACUGUUAGAUACUUUUCACCUGGAUUGCACAGGUACAGAUACACGGCAUAUCAGCCAGCGCAGUGCAACUCUGUGAAGUGCGGAUUCAAUUUUUCGACUCUUCGAUAUCAACCCGUUGCCGUUGAAUAAAAAAGGUCACGGUUACCGAUUCCGUGAAACUUUUCCACUUGAGCCUACUUCCGGGGAAACUUGGUGUGAGUCGACUUUCCCAUCGUUCGUUGUCGUGAUAAUUGUGCACGUCGUUGUUGCGAUUGCUUUUUGAUUGUUUUUUUUUGGCAACAGGUAAAACUCCGUUAAUUGAUCUACAUAAAUCAGUGGUGCAGUGAGUGAUCGCGAAAGGUGAAGAGAAUUGAGAAAAUUCAAUGAAAAGUGCCCUCGUCGUGGAAAGUUCACCUCCAAGUGUAUGAAGAAGAAAAUUCCAAUUUUUCAGCCUAACGAAAUUAGCGAAAUUUCACUGCGAUCACAGGAUUAAUUGCGGAGCUGCUGUGGAGAUCUCACGCUCCGGAAUGCGAAUUCCGGAUCGAUCCAGAUCGAUCACCAUUCCAUCGGCCAAGUGAACGACCCAGAAUAAAUGACCGUGAAAAUUCCAUCAUUUUUCACAUCCCACAUGUCCACUGUCGCCACAAUGUCAUCGCGGGAUCACCCAUUCAAUCGAUCGACGCGUCCACUCCUGGUGGACCGGAAGCCACAAAUUUUAUUGAAGAAGAAGUCAUUGCUCGGGGACGGGAAAAUGCAUGGCUUCAAUGAUUUUAGUAUCAUGUCGCAGCAAUUUAAGACCCUCAACACACAUAUUGGGUAUCCGUAUGGUAGUCCACCCUCGCCCACCGUCGUCAAUUCGAAUGAUUUCACCUUCUCAGAUGACAACAAUUCAAAUAUUUAUAGUUCUUCCAACAUGGCUGUGCCUGCAGGCUAUCGGCGGGUCUGUGAUACCACGGAUCAGAUGCAGCCAGAUCUCAAUGGAGGCUACCAGGGCGGACGUGUGCAUGCCAAUUUGGAGGCGGGAUAUACCAAACAUUUCGAUGACCACCUGAACUGGAAAGCCGGCAAUCGAGUGACUAAUAAAGAUCAUCACAAUCUGCAUCAGCCGAAGACUAACCACUAUGAUCCCUUUUCGCCGGCUUACGAUCACGCCUACGAGGCCAAUGGUCGGGACAGUUCACAAAACGGCGGUGGCCCAUUCAUUUUUGGCGUGCAUACGGCCAACACGUUCGUUGGCAGUAACUCAACUGUGAUAAAUCAAAUUCGAAAAUACUCACAAGACAACGGUAAACCUGUGCUAAAUCAGUCAAUUAGUGAUACUAGUUCCAGUUCCCGUGGAACCGAAAAGGAUUGUAGCCUUCUAGUGAAGGAUACCUCAUCAAUAAAGAAGAGAAAUAGGAAAGAUAAAAAAUUUUCUAAAGAAAAUCGACCCAGAAUUAAAUGCGUCCUGGUUGGUGAUGGACAUGUGGGAAAAACGAAUUUAAUAAGGACCUACUUAGAAAAUCGAUUUGUUAGUGAUUAUAUACCAACAGCAUCCGAUAUUUAUAAUGCUGAAGUAAUGGUCAACGAUAGUCCCGUACACAUAACACUAUGCGAUACAGCCGGCCAGGAUACAUUGGAUCCACUACGGGAGCUAUGCUAUCCAGAUAGUAAUGUAUUCAUGUUAUGCUUCUCGCUAGUGAAACCGGAAUCAUUUCAAUCCAUUAAGGACAAGUGGAUACCGAAAUUCUCGAAAACAAAGGCUGCCCUCGUCCUGGUCGGGACACAAGCUGACCUACGUUCCGACAACUUUAUGCUCAACAAAUUGCAGAUGCAUGGAGAGAAGCCGAUAUCGUCCAAAGAAGCCUGGGACCUGGCCACCUCAAUCGGAGCCAAAUACAUCGAGACCUCAUCAUUGGAGCAGAUUAAUGUUAAGGAUGCCUUUGACGCAGCCAUUUGGGAUGCUUUACUACCGAAUCGCUUGCCACCAACACCACCGCUCUGGAAGAAGUUACUUUGUUUAGCUUAAAAUUUAUAUUUGGUUGGAUAUCUGAAAUAUUUAACUGUGUUUUUCCAAAACGAUUGAGUUAAUUGUUAGAUACUUUACUGAUAUUAUAAGUGUGUUACUUUUCGAAACCAAGGAUCGUUAUUUUUACGUUUAGAUUAGGUAUAUUGUAUAGAUACGAAUAUCUUUAGUAAAUAUAUGUAUAUUUCCUUCGAUAAAACGAUAUUGACAAUUGGACGAAGUAAAUACGAACGAUUUUAUAAACGAGUUUCACAAAGAUACAUGGUAUGUAUGUAAUAAUUCUUGCAAAGAUACGCUUUUAUAUUGUAUGUUCAUUUUUUCACUAUUGCCUUCCGCUAUUGUAUUACGAUGUUUUGAUUACUUUCUCAUUUUUGUUUUUGGUUAAGUUUAUGGUAAUAAUUUUGGAUUUAAAACGAAUUAUGACGUUUAUUUUGAAUUAUAAUAUUGGAAGAAACCAUUGUAUAAUUGAUGUACGACUGCAUGAACGAUAAAAAUGAAAUUAUAACAUGGAA